This is a messenger RNA of Lathyrus oleraceus (garden pea), 5503 nucleotides long. RefSeq names its product protein ESSENTIAL FOR POTEXVIRUS ACCUMULATION 1. Bases 265 to 5274 code for a protein of 1669 amino acids. The record is from RefSeq and is a predicted model, not a curated record. The transcript is spliced from 11 exons. Gene Ontology annotation, molecular function: protein binding. Lineage: Eukaryota; Viridiplantae; Streptophyta; Magnoliopsida; Fabales; Fabaceae.
UUAUUCCUGAUGUUUACACACACCCUGAGAGCCCCCAAACCCUCACCUUAUUCUCGCUCCUUCUCUCUCUCUCCUUCUGAGUCUCCUCUUCUUCUAUCUAUCUUAUACCCUUCAAUUUUGCAAACCCUACCCUCUCUCUCUCUCUGAAUCUCCAAUCGCACUUUCAUCUUCGCAUUCGCUUCCUCUUUUCGCAUUCCUCAAUCGAAGCCCUUUCUUCCCCUUUCCCGAUCUAUCCGAUUCCCAAUUCCACCAAUCUCAAACUCCAUGGCGAUGAGCGACGGCAAAAUGAAUCUCCCCGACGAUCUCUUCUCCUCCAAACUCUCUGAUUCGCACUCUUCUCUCAAAGAUGAAGCAUCCGGAGGACAUGGUGAGAAAGGGAUUGCAGCGCUACUUGAUGAUUCAAAAGAUCAAGUGUCAUCUGACAGCAGCAUACCCUUAUCACCACAGUGGCUUUAUUCCAAACCAGUUGAUGCGAAGCAAACUGCCAACCCAGUGGGGGUAAAUUCCAAUGAUCCUGUACUGAAGGAUAAUUGGCGUCUGGAGGGGUCCUUGGACAAGAAAGAUUGGAGAAAGACUGCUCCCGAUGUUGACAUCAGUCGCCGGUGGCGUGAAGAGGAGAGAGAAACAAGUUUGCUUGGCAGAAGGGAUCGUAGAAAAGAAGAUCGUCGGUUGGAGAACACCUCAACCUCUGAUAAUAGAUCAUUGCCUGCUGAUCGCUGGAGUGAUAGCCGGGGUUCUGGCCAUGACUCUAGAAGAGAGAAUAAGUGGUCAUCAAGAUGGGGUCCUGAAGAAAAAGAGAAGGACUCUAGAAGUGAGAAAAGGAAUGAUGUGGAGAAGGAAGAUGGCCAUGCAGAAAAACAAUCUACUGGUGCUAGUAACCGCGCUGUUUCUGAUCGGGACACUGAUUCCCGUGAUAAAUGGAGGCCACGACAUCGCCUGGAAUCUCAAGCAGCUGGUGUCGCCACAUACCGUGCUGCACCUGGAUUUGGGCUGGAGAAAGGACGCACAGAGGGACCCAAUGUGCGAUUUUCACCUGGAAGAGGAAGGGCAAAUUUCAAUGGAAACUUACAAAUUGGAAGGCCUCCCAUAGGCUCUAGUGUUGGAUCUGUACUCAUGGAUAAGAGUAAAACCAUACUGGGGAAGUCUAGCCUUGAUUCAUAUUGCUACCCAAGGGGUAAGCUUCUUGAUAUAUAUCGUAAGCAAAAGGUUGAUCCAACUUUUGAGAGCAUGCCUUCUGAGGUGGAUCAUACUUCACCAGUAACUCAAAUUGAUCCUGUAGCACCAUUAGCAUUUGUUGCUCCAGCAGAUGAGGAGGAGGCUGUCCUUAGAGAUAUAUGGAAGGGAAAAGUUACCAGCAGUGAAGUCUCAGACUACUCCUUUAGAGGAAAGGAUGGAGGGUCAAUUGAUGAUAUUUCUGGUUCUGGUGUUGCUUUAAGUGAAGAAAAACAACCUUCAAUCGGCAGUGGUGGAAAGGUUAUAUUGGGAAAUGAAUUCUUAAAUGAGUCUGAUAAAUUUUUUACUGGAUCAGCAUUAACUACCAGAGGUUCGUUGGCAAAUGUAGUUGAGGAGGUUGCAAGUUUUCAAGAAGGUAAGCAGAAACAUGGGCCAAUUAUUGGUAUGCAUUGGAAGGAUGAUAGCUUUGGUAGCAGCAUUAGGGAAGGAAUCAUUCACAGAAAAAAGGUUGUCGAAUCAGAAGCUUUUGGUUACCAUCAGGGACAACUUCCUGCUUUUGAGGAACAUUCAAAUCAGGAUGGGAUUAAGUCAAUGGCUUCAGAAAUUAAUACAUGCCAUCCUGAUGAUUCUCGUUCCCUCUUCGAUUUUUCAUCUAUGCGGCAAAGUCCAAGCAUUAAUCCACAUGACUUGAAAAUGAAUGAAAAAAUAUAUUCAUCUGACACUGUCACUGCUCCUGAGGAGUUGAGUUUGUGCUAUUUGGAUCCUCAAGGAAUGAUUCAAGGACCCUUUCUUGGGAUUGACAUCAUUUUGUGGUUUGAACAAGGGUUUUUUGGGAUUGACUUGCCUGUUCGCUUGUCGGACGCCCCGGAAUCAUCUCCAUUUCAAGAACUUGGUGACAUCAUGCCUCACCUGAGAGCCAACACAGGGUUAGGUUCUGAUAGUAACAUGGUUAUUCAGUCAGAACCAUCUGAUGCCGUUGGAAGGAACCUGAAAGUUGAUGUAAAUACAUUUGACUAUAAUGGGUCUUUUGAUGAUGAUCAACCAUGGUCUUCAUCCCGACCUGAUUCUACAUCCAGUGUUGGUAUUCCUAUCCAAUUACCUAAUCAAAGUUAUCACCCUGAAAUAAAUUUCUCUGACGAGCAGCGCUUCGAUAAUGUUGUUGCACAAGAUGAGGGUAUCACAUUAUCAAAAUUGGCUGGAAGCAACAAUGACAACUCUUUGAUGAGGCCUGGGGAUACCAAUGCCUCAUAUUCCCAUCAUACUGGAAAACCUUCAAAUGAAGUUAUUGGGAAUGUUGCUCUAAACAGUGAGGCUGAUAAGUUGCAUCCCUUUGGCUUAUUAAUGUCUGAACUCCGAGAUGGCUCUCAUUUAAGGCGUGCACAAUCCUCUAAUAGUUCUCUCAGAUUGGGGGACCAUGGCCAUUUUACUGAUCCAUUAAAUGAUAGAGAUGCUCAUUUUACUGAUCAGAGCUCUAUGGGUGGCAUGGUAAAUCCGUCUUUCAGGGAUACAUGGACUGAUGAAUAUGGGAUAAAUAGGCAUUUUAAUCCUAAUCAGCGUGUAGGUUCAUUAGAAGACCAGUUCUUGUCUCGAAUGGGACAAAACUUUAAUAAUUUUGAUGUGGCAGACCAUCUAAUGUUGCAGAAGCUGCAGAAGGAACGUCUUCAGCAGCAGCAGCAGGCUGAACGACUUCAGCAGCAGCAGCAGGCUGAACGUCUUCAUCAGCAGCAGCAGGCUGAACGACUUCAUCAUCAUCAGCAGGCUGAGCGGCUUCAUCAUCAGCAGCAGGCUGAGCGGCUUCAUCAGCAGCAGCAGCAGGCGGAACGAUUUCAGCAGCAGCAAGCGGAACGGCUUCAGCAGCAGACUAAUAUACCUAAUCAUUUCCCUUCACAUCUUAAUGGGUCAGAUUUAGAUAGAUUUCCUGGUUUCUCUCCAUCUCAAAGUAAUAACUCUGGCAUCCAGCAAAUGAUGCAGACUCCCGGGUCAGAUUUGGAACGUCUUUUCGAACUGCAGGCUCAACAACGCCAGCUUGAGCUUCAACAACAGCAAGAUAUUCACCAUCAACAACUACUUCACCAACAAUUGAAACUUCAGCCCCAACAACAGUCUCAAGCUCAGUUAAUGCAUCAAGAUGUUCUUGAACAGUUAAUGCAUGGACAAUCAAAACUUGAUCCUUCUAGAGAUAACUUGUUAGAUCAGGUACAAUUGAGGAGAUAUCUGUAUGACUUGCAGCAGAAUUCACAUUCCCUUGAUCCAUCGACAGAGCAGUUUAUCCAAGCAAAUAUGGCCCUUAAUGCUGCGCAAGGAAGGCAAGCUGAUUUGUCAGAGCUCUUGUUGCAAGCAAGGCAUGGAAAUAUAUUGCCAUCAGAACAACAUGUUCGUUUUCAGCAAGAGCAGGUGCAAGCUCAGCAGUUAUCUAUGGCUCUUAGACAGCAGUUGGGGCUGGAUGGAGAGAGACAUUUUGGUAGGUCGUGGCCAAUUAAUGAAUCUGGACAGUUAGUUAGAAAUCCAUCAAACCACCAACUGGGUCAUUCAGCUGGAUUUAAUGUCUCAGAAAUCCACAAACAACAACAGAGGCUUGUGGCACAAGAUGAGCAAUUAAAUUUUCUGGGAAGGAAUCAUCUUGAGCAGAACCAGAGAGGGUUCUAUGAUCCUAGUUCUAUGAUGUUCGAGAGGUCUUCACCUGUUUCUGUGCAAGGAAGAGAAUUACUUGAACGCCGUCGCUACAUGCACCCAACUGAUCAACUGGGUUCUUUGUCUUCUCACCACAACCUACAAUCAUCUGAUGAUCCUUUUGGCCAUCAUUCCCUCUCAGGGAACAACGGCCAUGUGGAUAAUAACUGGAUUGAUCCACGGUUGCAUCUUCAACAACUUGAAUCUAUGAGGCAGAGAAGAGAGUUGGGGGAAAGCAUUACAUCAGCAGAUCUGAGCAUAUCUGCAUCUGCUGGAGGUCAUGAAGAGAGUUCAGGACGAGGUUUUGUGGACCUUCUUCAUCAAAAACUGGGUCUGCAAUCUGCACAAUCAUCAACUGUUGAUAAGUGGCAUCCCCUUUCGUCAAGAAGUCAAGAUAAGUCUUGGCAUGUUCCCGAGGCUAACACAUCAAGUCAUCCUUUUGAGCUUCCUCUGGAUCAGCAAUCCCAUCUGAAUGAUCCCUUUCUAGAAAGGGCUCAAAGUGCGAAUUCCAGUGGUCUAAUGCACGAUAAUUUAACUAACAUACAUAUAAACGAUCAUUACAACAAUCUAGGGAAUGCUGAAAGAGUGCCUCUCCGUUCCAGAUCUGGUUCAUUACUUGAAGAGCAAUCACUGUUAUCUGCGAAUAAGGAUACUUUGCAUCCCAAUUACAGAAUUCCUUUUCAGAUUGGUAAGUCAUCUGUGGAAAAAGACUUGCUUGAAUUGGAUACGAAUAAGGGACACAGGCAUGAAUUUUUGGGCACAAUGAGCAAAUUUGUUCCUGGGAUGUCAGACUUGUCAGAACAAGUGGAAAGCACCAUGCCUUCUAUGGAAAUGCCUGCUAUUGCUCACAGUAGACAUAGCUCACUAAGCAGUGCAGGUGGUGAUGGCGGCUCUUUUGGUCGUGAGAUGACUUUGAAUAGUUCACGUGGAGAUGAGGUUUCUAGUGACAGGAUUCCUCCUUCAACAAAAGGCUUUGAUCAUGCUUUCAAUAAGCGGCCUCAUGUAUCUCGGGUUUUGUCCUCCCCUGACGUGCAGUCAGACCAACCAUCUGCCACUCAUGUCAAUCAGAAUCAAUUAUUAAACCUUACAUCCAGUGAAGGCAUGCGAGAGCCAUCUGGAAAUUUGUCAACUACCAGCAUGACUGAUGCUCAAGCUGCAGGGAAGAAAGAGGCUCGGUUUAGAUCUUCAUCCUUCAGUGAAGGUGCUAUGUCAGAGGCAUCAUUUAUAGAUAUGCUUAAAAAACCUGUUCUUCCUGAGGCAGAUGUGCAUCCCACUGGUGGAGCCGGGGCAGAGUCGGCUGAUGCUGGCCAAGCUGGACGAGGUGGCAAAAAGAAGGGAAAGAAAGGGAAACAGAUAGAUCCUUCUCUUCUUGGUUUCAAGGUCUCCAGUAACCGGAUCAUGAUGGGUGAGAUUCAACGCCCUGAUGAUUAAUUUUUGAUGCUUGUAGAUUUGGCUGUAAAAUUUUCCCUUUCUUAUUUUUCAUUUUUUUGGGGGUAUGGAGUUAACUAGUGUAUAGUCCACUAGGGCAUAGCCAUUGUAUUCCAAUACAACAGUUUUAUACAAUAGGUGUAGUAUGUUUAUUGAUGACUAGUGUGUAGUCACUGAUGAGUGUUUGUAUAUACAGCGAAGCUUAGUUUUUAACGAUUUUUUAUUGAUUAAA